Pocillopora verrucosa is the source of this 3193-nucleotide messenger RNA. RefSeq lists its product as uncharacterized. Gene Ontology annotation, molecular function: protein binding. Lineage: Eukaryota; Metazoa; Cnidaria; Anthozoa; Scleractinia; Pocilloporidae. The record is from RefSeq and is a predicted model, not a curated record.
AGAUAGUACCCUCAUAGUUCUUCGCCCUAAUUAAAGCAUUGCUGAUUUUUGCUCAAGGUUUUCAGAAUAUUUUGAAAAGGUAUCUUAUUUCACCAAUGAAAUUUUGAAUAUGGCCACUGCAUGGCAAUACACUGCAGAGCAACUGAACUACUACAGGAUAUCUUAUGUUGUCACAGACAUACUUACCGAGGGUUUGCGAACAAUCUUCAAGCAGGAAUGGGACAAACGCUACAAGACAACUUUAGGAGAAUGGAAAGAUCAACCUAAAAAUGGAAUGGACUUUUGGAAUAGGGAGUCCUCUCGAAACAGAAGUAAAAAUGCCCAUCUGUUGACAACCAUGAAGAAUGGCAAUAGAGCUGAAUGGGAUUGUUCCAUGCUAUUUUAUGCUAUCCUGUAUUCAGAUUGCAUUCAAAGUCUCAAUCCAACAGUGCAAAAAAAUGUGGAUGACCUCAGGAAAUUUCGAAAUGAAGAAUUUGCACAUGUACCACAAGGCCAUCUUUCUAGCAUUAAAUUUAAGAAUGAUAUUCUCAAAGUCCACAAUGCAUUUCACAAUCUUGGUCUUGCCACAGCAAGAAUCAAAGAAAUACAAAAUCAAAGAAGUUUUCCAACAGAGGAGUUAGGAGAGGUCUUACGGAAGGUACAUGACCUUAAACAAGAAGUUUAUGAGAAGGAAAACAAACUUCAAGAAAAGGUAAUGGAACUUCAAGAAAAGGUAAUGGAACUUCAAGAAACGGAAGGGCAACGACAGGUUUUGGAGGAACAACUAUACACUGAGGUCUCUCCAUUCUGCAUUCUUCCUUCCCCACCUUCUCAUGACGUUGCACCCUGCACUCGUCAGGUUGCUGAAAUAAGACGACAACUCAAAGCACUCAAAGGGGCUAAUGAAAACUGUUUAAGCAUCCUGUAUAUAUCUGGAAAUCCAGGAAGUGGGAAAUCUCAGUUGUCUCGUUUGGUAGCCAAGCGCUUCUUUGAUGAAGACUCAAAUUCUACCUGUUCAUUUGUAAUGACACUAAAUGCCGAAAACACAGGAGCUCUUUUGGAAUCAUAUGUCUCUUUUGCACGGUAUUGUAAAUGUCCUGAGUAUGCUAUUACAAACACUCUCAAAUCCAGAGAGAUGAACACAGAUGAGAAAAUUACCAGUCUCAAGACCUUAAUAAGCACCAAAAUUGAGCUUUACACUUCCUGGUUGCUGGUAGUUGACAAUGUCACUGAUGCAUCCGGUAUCCAUAGUUAUUUACCAGAUGCUGGGAACAAGCAGUGGGCAAGGGGCCAGAUGAUAAUAACAACACAAGACACCAUGACAAUCCCAUUGACAAGCUCUCGCAUACAACAUAUCUCAGCCAGCAAAGGUAUGGAUCUUGAGGAUGCCAGAUUUCUGUUGAAACACCUUUCUGGUGUCACAGAUAGUGAGAUGGAAGAAGAAGUUGCACAGGUAUUAGACUACCAACCUCUUGCCAUGGCAAGUGCUGCUACAUAUGUUAGAGAAGUUGGACAGCACAGGAUGGCUUCCAAGUUUGGUUGGAUUGACUAUUUGAAGAAAUUGGAUGAAGGAAAACGAAGAAGUACAGAGAACAUACUGGCAGAAACUAACUCAACUUACCCAAAAUCCAUGACAGCAGCGAUAACACUUGCCGUAGAGAAGGCAAUGACAUCUAACAAGGUUAUUCAUCACACAUUCUCUUUGCUCUCUCUCUGUGCAUCACAACCAAUACUUCAAGACAUUGUCACCUGCUACAUUUUGGAAACAGAUAAAGAGUUUGAUGAUAAAGAAAUGGUUGGUGCAAAACUCCGCCGAUGCCCAUUGUUGUUAUUUACAGAAGAGGAUGGCUGUAUCUACAUUCGUGUUCAUAGAGUUGUCCAGGAAGUCAUCAAUACUGUCAUAAAAUGCUACACAAACGAUGAACACCUUAAAGUCAUCCAUGGGGCCAUUGCAUCAUUUUCACAUGCAUCCAAGAUUGAGAAGGACUUAGAUCCUGUGUUUCUCUGCAAGAACAUGGUCCCCCAUGUAACAAAUCUGAUUAAUGAGACAUGUCCAUUGUUUUCUGAGCAAGGAAUCUCAGAAGUCGCUAAAAGUGGCAUAGUAACAGUUCAAGACUUCACUGAAAACUUUCUAACACUUGGAGAAAUGUGUAUUGAACACUGUGAAUUAAACACAGCAUUGAAGUGUUGUAAUGUAGUCUUAGACUUUGUCAACUUGGGUGUGGUAGCUUGCAACAAAGCAGAGGCAGCAGCCUACAGUGGCUUGGGUAGAGUGCAUUGUGACUUAGGUAAAUUGGAGCAGGCAAAGGAUUACUUUUCACAUGCAUUAGACAUCUAUUUGAAAACUUUCAGGCCAGACCAUGUUUAUGUUGCCUCUUCUUACAAUAAUCUUGGUAUGGUGUGCAAUAAGCUUGGUGACCUUCAGCAGGCAAAAGACUACUACCAACAUGCAAUGGACAUUCAAAUGAAAACCCUGGGCCCUGAUCAUGAUGACAUUGCAACUUCUUACCACAACCUAGGUAUUCUGCAUCGUGACCUUGGCGAUCUGAAGCAGGCAAAAGUCUUUUUGAAGCAUUCAUGGUUGUUACGUAUCAAAAUGCUUGGAGAUGAGCAUGUAGAAGUUGCAUCUACUUACAAUGAACUGGGUCUUGUGUACAGGGAUCUGGGUAAACUAAAGAAGGCAAGGUGCUAUUAUGAAAAUGCACUCAAUAUAUACUUGAAAAAGCUUAGGCCAGACCAUGUCGAUGUAGCAUCCACUUACAAUAACCUAGGUGAUGUGGAGGGUGCAAUGGGUAACUUUGAGCUAGCAAAUGACUACUACGCCCAUGCAAAGGACAUUUGCUCGAAGAAAUUCGGACCCGAGCAUGAUUAUGUCAAAAUGAUUCAGAAAAACUUAGCUGAGUUACAACAUAGAAUGGAGAGAACUCAAUGCUGCCUGCCUUGUCUUUGAAAGAGGACAAGAGAUUCACAGCCUUCUUAUCAGUUCAACAAACUUAAUAGGAAAAGGAAAGAAGAAAAAGAUGGAAACUGUACUUUUCUUUAAGACACAAGAGUAUCCAAAAAAAGGACUGUUGGUAGAAACAAAUGAGGUUUGAUAAACAGACACUUUCAAAAGCUUUUGCAGAAAGGAAAAGAUGUGCAAGAGAAAAAUGUAUGUGAGGAAAAAAACAAAUUAACAAAUACAGCAGCUGGCACAACAAGUAGCCACAUAAAU